This is a messenger RNA of Malania oleifera, 2164 nucleotides long. RefSeq lists its product as uncharacterized. NCBI's taxonomy places the organism in Eukaryota, Viridiplantae, Streptophyta, Magnoliopsida, Santalales, Ximeniaceae. The record is from RefSeq and is a predicted model, not a curated record. The transcript has 8 exons. Gene Ontology annotation, molecular function: zinc ion binding. Bases 420 to 1949 code for a protein of 509 amino acids.
GACGCACGCGCCCAACCGAAGGUGUACGUGUAGCGAUUUGAGGUGUACAAAAUGCGCGCCCGAGAGACUCCCAGUAUACCGCCAGUGGACGCUGGAGUGGCAGUAGGCCAGGCCCUGCCUCUCACACCCUUUUCCCAUUAAAUUCACAUCAUUCAUCGAUCCAAUCCAAAAAUUAACUCCAACCCAUUUCAACUCAGUUCAUCCCCGCUUCUGGGUCCUCAAUCUCAAGAUUUUUAUGAGCAUUUGAUUCCUCUACUCGAUCUGUUCCAAUUCCCCGCCGGCGCGCCUCUGUCUCGCCUUCUCAUUUAUUGAGGGAGAGUACUUUCAAGCUUGCUUGUUUUUCAACGCUCGAAUAUCAAUCUGUGCUUUUGUUUUCGGGUUGAGUGGGUUCUGGGUUUGUGGGCUUUGGUUAUGAGAGAAUGAAAGCACGGUCGGGAGCCGAAGAGGACCAUGACGCCGGUGCAUGCGACGCAGCUACUACUGUCGCUGCUCGAGUUCAAAAGGGUGAGGAUUCAUUGGGGAUAAUUGAAGAAAGCACUCAUGUUCACCAGUGGAGGCGACAAAACCUCUUCCUAGAGAUACCAUCAAGAACAUUGACAGACUCCUCGCAGGAUUCUGUCAGAAUAAAGAUGCCCCCAACACCAAGUCCUACUCCCAGGAAAGUAAAUUUUCUGUUGACGCCUAGUCCUUCCGAUGCAAGAAUAAGCGGGUCUCCAGGCCCUUCCUCAUCUAAAGGUAAAGCAACGAUAAAGAGUCUCCUACCAAAACUGAGCUUCAAGUAUCGGAAUCCUGCAUCAGAUAUUGAGAAGGCAGCCAACCUAACUCGAGGAACUUCAUCCACAAUUCCACGGGAGAAGCCUUCAAUCUCAAGGUCCUUGUCGCUUACGAAGAUAUUUACCCCUAGGAUGAAGAGAACAUCAUCUCUUCCUGUGACUCCAAUUGGACACUCAAACCCAGAGUCUGUACAUGGAGGAAGUGUAUGCAGUCCUGUGACUGCAGAUAAAAAAGGUGCCCUGCGACCCAUAUCUCGAUCAUUGUCAGUGCCUGUCAACAACAAAGAUAAAAGUUUACGGAGAAUGGAUUCUUUUUUCCGUGUAAUUCCUUCUACCCCUCACGUGAAGGAAGGAGAUGUCAUCAUCUCAAAUAUGUCACCGACAGUGGAUUUUGGAAAUGGUGAUGCUGAUGGUGAAGAUAUACCUGAAGAAGAGGCUGUGUGUAGAAUUUGUUUGGUUGAGUUGGGUGAAGGUGGUGAGACCCUCAAGAUGGAGUGUAGCUGCAAAGGUGAUCUUGCUCUGGCUCACCAAGAAUGUGCUGUAAAAUGGUUUAGCAUCAAAGGUAACAAGAACUGUGACAUAUGCAAGCAAGAGGUUCAGAACCUACCUGUCACUCUAUUACGGAUCCAAAGUGUGCGAACUCGAAAUAACAGAGCAAAUAGAGCUCAACAGACAGAAAUGAAUGGAUACAGGGUUUGGCAAGAAGUGCCAGUUCUCGUCAUUAUCAGCAUGCUGGCCUACUUUUGUUUUCUUGAGCAGCUUCUGGUUGAAAAGAUGGGUACAAGUGCAAUCGCUAUUUCUCUUCCAUUUUCUUGUGUAUUGGGUGUCCUUGCAUCCAUGACAUCUUCAACCAUGGUGAGGAGAAGAUUUGUCUGGGUUUAUGCAUCAAUUCAAUUCGCGUUAGUUGUUCUCUUUGCUCAUAUUUUCUACUCCUUGGUUCAUGUGCAAGCAGUUCUCUCAGUUCUCCUGGCAACAUUUGCGGGGUUUGGUGUUGCCAUGUGUUUUAGUUCUCUUUUGGUUGAGUUUUUGAGAUGGAGAAGGCGACAGAAUGCUCUCUCAGAACAGCACCGCCGUUCCCAGCCGACGACAUGGCCGGGCCAAUCAUCUGAAACUGGGAAUUUGUCCCAUGCAGGCCGAACCCAAAUGGGAAAUCCAGAGCCAUCCCAUGGGAGCUGAGCUGAACUAUAUUUUUCGAUAUUUGAUACUUGAUAGCAUUGGUUCAGAGGAAAUAUUUGAUGAUAUAUCUUGACAUAACAAAGAAUCUUAUAUGUGUUUACCACGAUUGGAUUGCACCAGAUUGGUUGUAACAGGCUUAAGCAUAGUGAUAACUAGAAUGAAGCUGGAGGAGUGUGUAAGGUUGUCAAUAUAUAUAAAAUAUAUUUGAAUGUUUC